UGUCUGUGUGCGCGUGCCAGCGCGGUGCAGUGCACGAUGCCGCGGGUCCAGCGGGUUCAGCCGUAAUGAAGCAGUGGGACGCGUCUCACCGGACGGACCCCGCGAACCCUUCUUCUUCCCUGCAGGAGACGCUGUCCGGCGGGUAGCCGCAAACUUCGGACUUCGGUGGGGGUUUUCUUCUUUUUUUUAAUUUUUGUUCGCUCUGCAAAAGGCGCACUGAAAUCAGCUGAGGGUUCCUGAGAUGACGGAAGUGGAGCCGGUGUUGGACUUUGCCUCCUCGGGGCGCUCGGGGAGGAGAAAUGCCCUACCUGACAUCCUGGGCUCACCGGCAGGCGUAAACCCCGCCGACCUCCCUCUCAAGCUGGCUGAAAUGUCCCUCACAGAUGGUCCGGGAGGGGCCCAGUCCCCGACGGCGGAGGGGCCUCCGGCGCCGCCGGAGAGCUCGGAGGACAAGGAGGGAUCGUAGGGACUUUUUUUUUUUUUUUUUUUACUUACCUCCCCGGAGACAUGCAAAGAUGACCCGAGAGACGGGACGAGUUAGAGGGCGACCCGCGGGAGAGGGAGAGAAAGAGAGAGAGAGAGAAAGAGAGAGAGAGAGAGAAAGAGAGAGAGAGAGAGAGAGAGAGAGAGAGAGAGAGAGAGAGAGAGAGAGAGAGAGGGAGAGGGAGAUUAUCUGCGGGGAGUCGGCCUCCGUGCGAAGCCGCCGCCCCACGGAGGGAGAGUGACGAAAUCCACUCCUCCCCACAGGACUGCAGCCGGGCGCUCAGCAGCACUAUCUGAGAAGAGUCAGACGUGUGCGUGCGUGUGCGUGCGUGUCUGGGUGAGUGAUCCACUCGCCGCAUUCACCACGCUGAGAAUCAAACGGGACUCCGACAGAUUGUACACAAUUUUUGUAUGAUUUAUUUGGAACUGACGAAAAACAGGAACCUAAUAGAAAAAAAAACUGUGUUCCAUUUCCUGUGGAGUUUUUGUUCUGUAUUCAUGUGUGUUUUUAAACAUUGAGUACAGUAGGAGGACAUUUGAUAGCAGCCCGUAGCGGCUCCAAGCUUUUUAAUUCAGCUCGAUGCAAAAACAUGUCACAUAAGUGAACAGUAGAUUUAAGAAAAUUGAAGACUAUCUGUGUCGUCUCCUGUUAUUACACUAACUGUGUUUAGUCUACUGUGCGUUUUCAAACCGGAGGCUGUUGUGCAGUGUGUCUACAUUGCAAAUGUAGUUUUUACCCUCCAUUGCAAACUGUUUGAAUCCUGGUAACAGCAAACGGGGGAUUUCAUCCAUUUUUUUAAGGCGUCUAAAUGGCGAGAAGUGAUAAGGUGGAUGAACCGUCCACAUCUUGAGACAUUCCUUCAGAGAAAAGUGUCCCACUGCCAGCAAUGAACACGCUGCUUCAUUAUAACACAGAGAAAAGAUUUCCUUUUUUUUUUUUUUUGUUUCGUUUUGCUCAAGGCUGCUUCUACUGUGCCUAGUGGCAACUCACAGCCCCAAACGUGUGUUGUGUUCUUUUCUCUGUGACGUACUGUUAUCCACUGUUUCGGGCUACGGAUAUUUCCUGGGUUUCAAUAGGAGGUAUCGCGACCAGUCUCCACUGCUUGCACUGUAAAUGAAAGAGAAAACACUUUUGUAGAACUUUGCAUCCGCGGAUCCGACGCGUCGUCGUCGCGUGAACCUCUGCGGGGGCCUCUCGGCCUCCUUGCACGCGCUUCUCAUUGCAUAUGCCCGCUCACUGGCCCCCGGGGGGCCCGAGCGAUUUUUUCUCGGCCACCGAUAAAAAAAAAAAGGCCAGCGCGCUCGCCUUCUGCCUCUCUCUGCAAGGAGAAAAGCCUGUUCACACACUCAUCGACACAUAAACAGGGCCGUGAAUGGGGCGCGACAAGCGGCUCUCCUCCACUCACUGCUACUGUAAAUAUACCGUAUUGUAGGAUAACCCGCGUGCGCGCCAUACAUGCUGCUCGUGUGAUUAUCGGACUGUACUCAUAAUGAACCCGUAGAGGAAACGCUGUUCUGUAACCGUCUUAUCGGUGGCCGUGUCUUUAUGUGGAUGUGUAUCACAAAUGCAACAAGGAAGGCCUGGUGUGACGCUGCCCAGCCUCGGUUUUUGAUGCUGUACUUCGUGUUCACUGUCUACACAAUACUAGGAUCAACACUUUUGGGGGGGGGGGGUUGGUGGAUGACUCAGAUGUGUAUUUUGUAGUGUCCUGAUCUCUAAGUGGUGCAUAUAUUUUACUUAGCUGGAUUGAAUCCCCUGUGUUGAUUCUAUCUGGGAGUGGAGAUUGCUAUAUUAAAACCACAAGCUUUACAUAAA
This is a messenger RNA of Gasterosteus aculeatus aculeatus (three-spined stickleback), 2299 nucleotides long. RefSeq names its product protein kinase (cAMP-dependent, catalytic) inhibitor beta (gene pkib). Gene Ontology annotation, molecular function: cAMP-dependent protein kinase inhibitor activity. NCBI's taxonomy places the organism in Eukaryota, Metazoa, Chordata, Actinopteri, Perciformes, Gasterosteidae. The record is from RefSeq and is a predicted model, not a curated record. Gene Ontology annotation, biological process: negative regulation of protein kinase activity.